Messenger RNA from Ictalurus punctatus (channel catfish), 2297 nucleotides. RefSeq names its product aristaless related homeobox a (gene arxa). Gene Ontology annotation, biological process: regulation of transcription by RNA polymerase II. Gene Ontology annotation, molecular function: RNA polymerase II transcription regulatory region sequence-specific DNA binding; DNA-binding transcription factor activity, RNA polymerase II-specific. The record is from RefSeq and is a predicted model, not a curated record. The transcript is spliced from 5 exons. Lineage: Eukaryota; Metazoa; Chordata; Actinopteri; Siluriformes; Ictaluridae. The coding region runs from base 194 to 1555 and encodes 453 amino acids.
CACACACACACACACACACACACACACACAUACACACACUCUCUCAUACAGGGAGAGAGAGAGAGAGAGAGAGAGAGAGACCUCGGGUUACAGGCGCAGGGAGAGUCUAUAGCCGCUCACACAAGCUGAAACUUCACUGAACGCAGAAGGCGGAAAAGAGGAAAAGAAGAGGAAAUAUACAGAGAGAGAUAAAAUGAACAGUCAGUUCGACGAAGAUGCGCGAGACAGAAACGAGUGUAAAAGCAAAUCUCCGACUGUCCUCUCCUCCUACUGCAUCGAGAGCAUUCUGGGCCGGAGGAGUCCCUGCAAAGUCCGACUGGUGGGCUCGCAAAGUUUAACAGCGCGACCGGAGCAUGAGCAGCCUUCUGAAGUUUCCAGCAAAGAGCUCUCGUUUGACUCGGACAUGCACCUUCCGCCUAAACUGCGCCGGCUCUACGGCCCCGGGGGCAAAUACCUGGACACCAACAGGGUGUUUCAGGAGCACGGGGAGAAAGGCGAGCUCGGCUGCGAGGGCAUGAAGAUCAGCCAAGCGCCGCAGGUCAGCAUCAGUCGGAGCAAGUCGUACCGGGAGAACGCGCCGUUCAGCGGGCUGGAGGAGGCGCGCAGCAGCCCGGAGCUGGCCGAGCUCGGAGCGCUCAAGUUCGAGGAGGACGCGGUGAAGGAGGAAGAGGAAGAGGAAGAGGAGGAGGAGGCGUGUGGAGCCGAGCAUGGCCUGUCGCCCAAGGACGAGCCGAGUCCGCGCAACGACGCAGACGUGAAGGACGGAGAGGACAGCGUGUGCCUGUCUGCAGGCAGCGACUCGGAGGAAGGCAUGCUGAAGCGGAAGCAGAGGAGAUACAGGACCACGUUCACGAGCUACCAGCUGGAGGAGCUGGAGAGGGCUUUCCAAAAGACACACUACCCAGACGUGUUCACCAGAGAGGAGCUCGCGAUGCGGCUGGACCUCACCGAGGCGCGUGUGCAGGUGUGGUUCCAGAACCGUAGAGCAAAAUGGAGAAAGAGAGAGAAGGCAGGAGUUCAGUCUCAUCCUCCAGGUCUGCCCUUCCCUGGUCCAUUAGCUGCAGCUCACCCCUUGAGUCACUAUCUAGAGGGAGGCCCGUUCCCUCCUCACCCACACCCGGCUCUGGAAUCGGCCUGGACUGCUGCAGCAGCAGCCGCUGCCUUUCCAGGACUGGCGCCACCGCAUAAUAGCUCCGCCCUUCCUCCUGCAACGCCCCUCGGCUUGGGCACCUUCCUGGGCACCGCCAUGUUCCGCCACCCGGCUUUCAUCGGACCCACUUUUGGCAGACUUUUCUCCAGCAUGGGCCCCUUGACCAGCGCUUCCACGGCUGCUGCUCUCCUGCGCCAAGCCACACCACCCGUUGAAAGUCCGGUGCAGCCACCCGCAGGAUUGUCGGACCCUCCCACCGCCUCAUCCUCUUCCUCCACCUCCACGGCUGCCGACCGUCGAGCCUCAAGCAUCGCCGCGCUACGUCUUAAAGCAAAAGAACACUCGGCUCAGCUCACUCAGCUGAACAUCCUGCCCGCCAGUGCUACGGGGAAGGAGGUCUGCUGAAGCUGUUGCUCUGAAAAAAUAAACCCCUUGCUGAAAAAAAUAAGAAAAUAAGAAAAUAAUAAUAAUAAAGCAUGACCAAAUCCACAGUGCAACAGCACACUGGCAAGGCAUCCAAGCCCUGGUGGCGUGAUGCACUGUUACAGCGCCCAUCUUAUUGGACAUCCUCCAUCAAAGACCCGAACCCUAGUCUGCAAUGUAGCUACGCUGCCAAGCAACAGCCAGUGAAAUCAUACUUAGGAAAACCACUCUAUUUUUUUGUGGGGGGUCAGGGGUGUGAUAACAGCACUCACACAAAACAGCAACAACUUCUCCUCUGCAAGAAGCAUCAGCUCCAGUGUGGGACCAGAGGAGGGGGGUCAAUAUGCCAAAGGGAACUGCUAGAACCCUCCAAACCACACCAUAACCAAAUUCAUCGACUGAGAAAUAAUAAAAAAAAUUAAUUCAACAACCUCCCGUCCUCUCCGUGAAGAUUACUCCUUCAUCCCUUGUGUUACGAUCUUUCUUCAAAAGGACAAUGAUGGAGUUCAGAUUGCUUGCUCAUUGACCUGUUAAGAGUAGCCUAUUUGUACAUACACACAUAAAUAUAUAUAUAUAUACACACACACACACACACACACACACACACACACACACACACACACACACACACACACACUAGCACUGUAAAGAUGAUGAAUUGAAUGAAGGAAAACCUUAAGCUUAAAAGAAGGUGUACAUUUGAAAACAAUGAAAUUGAAAUUCA